CCCCCUCCCUUUCUUCUGGUUGAGGGAAUAAAAGCAUGGUGUUGUUGUGUGUGAAGCAGAUCAGACCUUCAGACUCACAGAACCAUCAACAUGUCCAUCAGCUCCAACGGGAUUAUGUCUGAGCUGAAGAAAACAGGGAGAAAAGGACAGAAAGCUGAAGCCCGAACAGAGGAACCGCCGGCGUACGAAGCUGACGUUCCUGAACCCGGGAGCAGAGACGAGCUGCUGAAACACUGGAUUCCUCUCUCUCUGGAUGACAGAACGGCUCAGAAGCUGCUCUGGAUCUCGGAGGGCGGAGCUAAAGUGUCCCGGAUGUCCGAGCAGCCGUGUCCCGUACUGGACCGACCGGAGAGAUUCGAGGUCGCUCCUCAGGUGGUUUGUAAAGAAGGGUUCCUGGGUCGCCGUGGUUACUACGAGAUGGAGUACGAGGGCUGGGUGGUGGUCGGGGUGGUGUACACCAGCAGCGGGCGCAAAGCUAAAGACGGAUCGUGCGGCCUGGGCGAGAACGAGGCGUCGUGGGCCGUGGGCUGGGCCGGAUCUUAUUACCAAGCCUGGCACGACGGAGAGAGCACCGAGAUCCACGGAAACCACGGCAACACCAUCGGCGUCUACGUGGACCAACCGGCCGGCGUGGUGGCUUUCUACUUGGUGGAGGGAGAACCGAGAGAGGCGAGGCUUCUGCACCGGUACAAAACCACCUUCAAGGACGAGCUCCUGCCCGGAGUCUGGGUGGGGCAGAACUCCUCCUGCUGGAUCCGUAAGAAGGACUAGAGAGGAAGAGGAGGGAGAGGAACACGGCUGCAGUCUCAGUCCUGCAUUCUGUCUGGUCCACAAGGUGCGGAUCCGUUAUCUAGAGCGGCGGCUCGCUGGAAAACGAACGCCGGCGUUUCCACGGUAACGGCAACAGGACCUCGUGACUCGACACCUGACAGUGAAGACCGAAGACUUUUUUUUGUUCAACAACAAACGAUCAGUUUUAUUGAAAACAUUUGUUUAAACACUGAACACAUGGUGUGAAAUGUGCAAGAGUGACAUCGCCGUCAUCGUCGUCUCCGACGGUCGUAACCCAGACGCUACACUACCGUUAACGUGUUAGCAAAAAAAAAAUAAUAAAUCACUUCAAAGAAAAGUAGCAUAGUGUCGCUUCCUAAAGAACGUAGUGUUUAUUAACCUCCCGUCUCGUCUCUCUCUCUUUCUCCCUCCGGAUCAGCAUCGGUGUGUAAAUUAGCUUCAUUCAGCAUCAGCUACAGCUAUGAAGGCGCCACGUGUCCAAUAUUAGUGUUUCUCGCAUACGACAGCUUGAAAUGUCACGUGACCGAAAGCGAGUGGUUGGACGACGAGAUCCGAGAUGACUACGAUGCGAGCGAACAUCCAGCUAACGUUACACUAAUGAUCUUUUUUUCAUAAACGGGUUUCAUUGCUAGCAAGACUAGCAUGUGUGCUAGCUACGCCUGUAGCAAGAACGGUAAAUAAAAGCUCUUUUUGAUUUAUUCCUUUUCCCAGAUGCACGUCUGUAACAUCUACGAGAGACGCUCACACUUAAGAUUUCGAUGUGGACGUCCUCGGUGUCAAACGCAUCAGACUCGUCAUCGUUCCGCGUUCACGUUCGGAUAAGUAAAGCGUGAAAAGUCCCACCUGCCUUCUCUGUGCCCGAGUUCACAAGGACAUUUUUUGGUGAGGCAAAAGAAAAAGAAAAAAAAAGAAAAAACACGUCACUGAUUUAUUGUGGGCGGUGCCUGAGGUUAAAGCUCCGCCCCCUGAAAGUCAUGAAUAUUUAUAUAUAAUCAGUGAGGCGAUAUGUCAGGAAAUAUCUCACCGCCAUGCCUGAAGAUGAUCUGAUGAUAGAGAUAUGAACGCAAUGUUGUAAAAAAAAGAUCUAAAGUGUGGUUUAUUAAAAAGUUCAUAAGCCACUAACACACGAUGAUAUGAACACUUAUAAAGGUAAUGAGAUGACAUUAGUAACGUAUGUCGAUAUCGCCGAGCUCUACGUCAUUAGCGUGACUGAAACACACACCAGAGUGAGAUGUGAUGUGAAAAACGUCCUUGUGAACAAAAGGUCCCCCCCACCCCCCACCCCCGAUCCAGGAUCAGCUCCAGCUACAUUCAAAUACGGCGUACAGAAGGCGAACACUGAUCCCAGAACUGCUCCGACCCUGUUCCGGUCUGAAAUAUCUGUACACUCAAACUUGGUCUUUUCUUUCUGCCUUCUUUUAAACAAAAAAAAAAAAAGAGAGAGA
Messenger RNA from Tachysurus fulvidraco (yellow catfish), 2237 nucleotides. RefSeq lists its product as uncharacterized. Bases 91 to 771 code for a protein of 226 amino acids. The transcript has 6 exons. Lineage: Eukaryota; Metazoa; Chordata; Actinopteri; Siluriformes; Bagridae. Gene Ontology annotation, molecular function: protein binding. The record is from RefSeq and is a predicted model, not a curated record.